UUUUCUUUUCUUUUUCUUUUUUUUUUGGAAAAAAGAAAAUGAGUAUUUUACUUGAGCUUUAGAUGCUCGACACAAUCGAAGAGCCCCUUCUGCUGCAACUCAAUUAUUACACUCCAUCUGCUCCAAGUAUUUAUCAGUCGACUGAUUACAGAGAGAGCCCAUGAAAUCUGAUGCGAAAUCUGAACUCAGUUUAGGGGAUGGAUAAAGUGAGCAAGUUGAGGACUUGAUGUUCGAAAGAUGUAGAUAUGCAAGUUUGCUAGAUGAAUAAAUCUGAAGAUGCAAGAAUGGAUGACAAACGAAGUGAUGCUUAUCAAACUAGUAGGUCAGCUCUACCGAUAUCUGCAUGGAGGGGGAGGUUUAAUAUACCGAGGCAGAACCUAAGUCUCAAUGUAGCUGCUCAUGUCUCGAACAGUGCAUGCUUGGAGGUGGCUAGUAUAAUGCCUGACUCAUUAUGUUUGGAAAUUGUCCCGCGCAUUGAUAUUUGGCCAGCGUCCUUUAAGAGCUCACCACCUAACGAACAUAGUGUUGCGCUCUUUUUCUUCCCAGAGCAAGGUGACGAAGGAGUUUUCAGUAAUCUGCUGACAUAUGCAAUGUGCGGUGACUAUGCCCUUAAAGCAACUAUUGGGAAAGCUGAACUCCUAAUAUUUGCUUCUAUCCAACUUCCCGAGAAGCUCCACCGAUUCCAAGGCAAACCUUAUUUGUGGGGUGUUUUCAAGGGACAACGUGUUGGUACUUCUCAAUCGGAGCAUCAAUUGCACAUUCAGACCCCUAUGGUGAGGCUGAGCCUGUCUGCAAAUUCGUGUGGCCAGAGAAGCUUUGAUGGGAAAGAGAAUCCAGUAACCAUUUCGAGGGAGCAGAGUCCUUUAACACAAGAUUCAAAAGUUGAUAGAAGGGGAAGGCGUCUAGACGAUGCUUGGCAGCAUGCAAAUCCGUUAGACCCAUUAAGACAGAAAGCAGAGUGCAAAUAUUGUGGUUUUCUUUCCUCACAUGGUGGGAUUUCUCGACUUAAAGCACAUCUGGGGGGAGGACACCCGAAAAUCCGCUUGCCAGGUUGUGAGCGGGUCCCGCCUGAGGUGAAACAUGUCAUGGGCGACUGGUUCAAUGAUUGGGUAUACACAACCAAAGCUCUUUGGACGAAGGAAAUUAGAGCUGAGAUUGGUGUGCAUGAUGAAAUGGAGAACCCACAUGAAGCUGUCUGGGAAGAUCAAAAGAGAGACUUGAAGGGGUGUUUUAGCUUUGACUUUUCACGUGGUGAAAUUUCUCAUAAGGUUCCGGGUGGAGGGAACCAAAAUGCAAAUGGGGAAACUGGGCUUAAAGUGUCAUCUGGAAAAAAAGGAGUCCCAACUGUAAAAGUAAAAAAUAUAAAGGCCUCUAUUUCACCUGAAACAAAAGCAGUCAUGCCUGGUUGGUCAAAAAGUCCGCCAUCAUCGUCUAAGGUCAAAGAGUCUCAAGGUGGUGAGCAAUCUGAUAAGAGGGGAAGGCCAUUGGAUAACGCUUGGCAACACGCGAAGGCAUUGGACGAAGCUAGGCAAAAGACACAGUGCAACUAUUGUGGUUUUGUCUCAAUGUACGGAGGAAUUUCACGACUAAAAGCCCACUUGGCUGGAGGCUCUUCUGAGAUGCAGCUGCAGGGUUGCCCUCGUGUUUCGCUCGAAAUCAAAACUGUGAUGGAGGAAUGGUUCAACGAAUGGGUCAAGUACGCUACAGCCACUUGGACAAGGAGGUCAAACGAGAAAGUUCCUUCAGCCAAAUCUUAUAAGAGGGGAAGGCCGCUAGAUGACACGUGGGAACACGCUGUACCUCUGGACGAGUCGAAACAGGCCACUAAAUGCAAGUAUUGUGGUUUUGUGUCGAGGCGCGGUGGAAUUGCGCGAAUGAGGGCUCAUUUGGGAGGCGGUGAUCUCACGAUGCAGUUGGAAGGGUGUCCUUACGUGCCGCUCGAGGUCAAAAGUUCGAUGAUGCCAACUCUCGAAAAAAAGAAAUACAAGAAAAAGUCAAAGGCUGCAAAUAAUAUAGAGGCUGCUGCUGGAGGAGGAGGAGGGGCUCAAGAGACUGCGAGUAUGGCAGGCGAGGCCCAAUGGUUUGAGAGAAGAAAGCAUGAAAUUCUCCAAGAGACGCUCGAUGGGGUCCGCAACACUUGCCUGAAAGAAAGCCUUCAAAAGCUUAUACAAGAGAAGAAUGCCAAUCUGCAAACUAUGCAAUUCGAAAUACACUCCCUCCAAAACCGGUUAGCUACAAUGCCUUGACCAGAUUAUCAUAAUAAGGCCAUUAUUGCGUAAUAUUUUAGUAAUUAUAUCAAGUUUUAGGCAGAAUGGAUGUGUUGAGAAUGAAUGAAUUCCAGACACUAAUGGCAUUUCUCCCUAAUACUGUUUGUGCUUAUAUUAUGUUUUCUUGUUCAUAUGACUUGUAACAUAUUUGUGUUUAAGAUUUGAAACUGUGCAAGUGUUCCUGAAUCUGUCUGUGGAUGUGAUUUUUGUAAUUUUUAUGUUGUCUUUUAUCUGAAGUCUGAACGUUGUAAUGAAAAUUCUGAUCAGUAUGUCUGUAUGUGUGAAGGUUGGAGAUCAGGCUAAAAAAAAAAAAA
Striga asiatica is the source of this 2581-nucleotide messenger RNA. The record is from the annotation of a GenBank genome assembly. Lineage: Eukaryota; Viridiplantae; Streptophyta; Magnoliopsida; Lamiales; Orobanchaceae.